Messenger RNA from Alligator mississippiensis (American alligator), 4911 nucleotides. It is a transcript of the gene EXOC3L1, whose product is annotated as exocyst complex component 3 like 1. Lineage: Eukaryota; Metazoa; Chordata; Crocodylia; Alligatoridae. Gene Ontology annotation, biological process: exocyst localization; exocytosis. Gene Ontology annotation, molecular function: SNARE binding. The coding region runs from base 306 to 2591 and encodes 761 amino acids. The transcript has 13 exons. The record is from RefSeq and is a predicted model, not a curated record. Gene Ontology annotation, cellular component: exocyst.
ACACAAUCAACUAUGCAUACAAAUGUGCAUAUGCAGUUUGCAUUCCCAGGCAUGCAUGCAUGGCGGCAGCCCUGUGCACUGAAUGAUUUCAUUUACAAAGAGUGAAAAAUGUCAGCAUUAUUCGCUGUCUUCCCCUCCCCCCUCCUCUGCCCCUCUCCCUCCCUUCCGACAUCCUGAAUGUGUCUGCAGUAAUACAAUGAGUCCCUGAGGAGCUGUGAGUGGAAUCACUGAAGGAAACUGCUGCCUGUGCUUCCUCUGUUCAGCCCAGCCCUGUCCUCUGAACCCUGCACACAACGGCUGAAGCUAUGGGCAUGUCUGCGGAGGAAGAGGACUCCAGCAGCCCUAAAGAUGAGGAAUGGCCAGAAGUGGAGAAGGCUGAGAAGUUGGCAAGAGGAGCUGCCUUGAAAUGGGCUUCUGGGGUAUUUUACCACCCAGACAAGUUGGAGGGUCUUGGGCACUAUUGGAGGCGGGAAACGCAGCGGAACAACUCCAUCCAAUCCCGGCUAAAGUCGACUGUCCAGUCCUACCUGGAGGGGGUAAGUGCAGGCCUGGAACAGCUGUGCAUGGCUACUGAUGAAGUGCAGAGCGUGUGUCAAGAUCUGGGGACAGUGCAGUGGAACCUCUUGGGCAGUGCUGAGUGUUUCCAAAACCUUGAGCAGCUGCGAGCUGUGAUGACAGACCAUGUGCAGCUGGGCUUGGUGGUGCAGUCUCUUCCUCAGCUGGUCUCAGUACAUGAGCUCCUUUCUCAGACCCUCCAUCUCCUUCAUGAUCAGCAUCUCCUGGAAGCCCAUGCUGGGCUCAUGGUCCUAGAGCGUCUUCGUGAUAAUACCCUCUCCCAGCUGCAUCACAGCGACCUCUUGAAUGCCCAGGAUCUGGACAUUGUGGAGACCUACUUCAGUGGCCUGCAGAAGGUGAAUGAGGAGCUGACCCGGCAGCUGUGGAAUAUCAUUGGCAGGAGCAUGAAGCUUGUACAUGAGGACCCAGCCCUCUUUGUCUCUGCUGUGCGGAUUAUUGAGAGAGAAGAGAACAUUGAUGCCCUGUUCCUGGACACCCGCUCCCACCACUUCCUUCCCCCAGGACGCCCCAAAAGUUGGAGGCAGAAGUUCUACCAGGUCCUUCAGGAAACCAUCACUGUUGCCCAUUUUCAGGCCAGUCAUGCAGACAUGAAGGGCCCAGGGAUGGCUAGGCACCUAGCUGCUCUGCAGAGCAACAUCCUGGCAGAGCUGUGUGUGGUGAAGGACCUGAUGGUGCAGUGCUGUCCUGUGCACUACAAUAUCCUGAAUGUCUGCACCAUCAUGUACCAUCAGGGCCUGUCCAGUCACCUGCAGGACAUCCUCAGUUGGGACCUAGACAAACAAGAGAUCUUCAUCGUCCUUGACUGGGUUCUGCAUGUGUACCACAGCCCAGAAAUGAUGAGUCACCCUGACCUUCUUCCUGAGGUGGAUGUAUCAACUCUGGGCCCCCUGGUUCCUCCUGAGGUGGUGGAUCACAUGGAGAGGAAAUACGUGGUGAAAGUCAGAGGUAAUAUGACUGAGUGGAUGCAAAGGACACUUGAGGUGGAAUACAAAGAGUGGUUCAGGGAAGAGGAACCAGAAAUGGAUCAUCAGGGCUUCUUCCAGUCUGCCUUGCCAGUCAUUAUCAUGCAGAUGCUGAAUGAGAAUAUCCGGGUGGCCUCUCUGAUCACAGACUCUCUCCAGCAGAAGGUUUACACCAUGGCCAUGGAUGAGCUGGAGACCUUCCUGACCAGGUUGCGAGAGGCCCUGGUGGAGUAUGGGAAGGAGCACCAGCGAGACCGGGCCAAACCUAAGUAUUACGUCCCCUACCUCCUGGCUGUGCUCAACAACAACAUGGUGCUCAGCUCUUCCAUCUGCUCUCUGCACCCCAAUGGUGACUUGCUAUCUGAACCCAGGGAGAUCCCUACCUCCAUCAAGGCAGCACUGGACAGGACCCAGAAGAAAGCUUGCCAGCUGUUGCUGGAGGAGCUGCUGGUGGAUCUACAGCCCCUGUAUAUGCAGCUGCCUUCUCGCAAGUGGCUGUCUGGGUCCCAGCUGGUGAACAGCACGUGUGAGGUGAUAGACAAGUAUGUGAGAGACUUCGCCAGAGUCAGGAAACCCAUCUUCAAGCUCCUGCUGUCAGAGAGUGAGCACUUAGUUAUGAGUCAGUACCUCCGGGCACUCAUGCAGAAGAAGUUGGUGUGCAAGAGUGAGGAGGAGAGGAGCCAGUUCUCUCAUCGGCUGCUCCAGGAUGCUACACAGCUUGGGGACCUGUUCCACUCACUGGGCCUGGACAAGAGUGAACAGACCAUUGAGGUGAUAGUUGCGCUCCAGGAACUCAUCCGCCUCAAGGACCCAGCAUUGCUCAGUCUGGAGGUCUUGGGCUUUGUGACAAAAUACCCUGACAUCAGCGAUGAACAUGUGUCAGCCCUGCUGGAUCUCCGAGGCGAUGUCUCCAAAGAGGUCCGGAACAUGGUGAUGGAGAUGAUGGCACAAAAUCCGCAAGCCCUGCCUGAAAACUACCAGCCAAUCUUCAGUAACAUCCUGGUCCCAGGUCCAGAGCUGGCUUUCUGCCUUCGCAAGGGCAAGUGUGCCUGAUACCUGGUCAUGCAAUUAGGUUUUCUCAAGCUUUCUACCUGCCCUGGGACCUCUGAAUAAGGGACUGACUGUGAGCAGACCCCGAGGCCCACUGUGGGGUUAAUCAAAGACCACUGGGUCUGUGUACUGGUGCAGUGCAUAGUGUGGAAGGCACCACCUGACCUCUUGAGGCAGUGGGUGCAGCAUAAGGCUGGAAAAGCUGGAUAUUAGCCCUGCUGGGUGGGGAGGAUGGGGAAGAGACUGUCCCCUUGAUGCUAGGCCCCAGAGAGCCUUUGGUUGACUGUGGCCCCAGGCAUAUGAUCCUGGGCAGGGCUGGGGAGGGGACAGUGUCUAGGCCUAUUGCUGAGCUGUUCACUACCUGAUUCACCUCUGUCCCCUCGAGCAAUGGGUCUGGGCUUCCCCUUCAUGUUGCUGCUCAUGUUAUGCUCCAUAGUUUACAGGAAGGGAAGGGGGAGCCAAGGGAACAGCAUGGUCAAUGGCAGGCAAGCCUAGAAGCACCCAAACAACCAAGAUUGCUCCAGGAUUCUUCCCCACGUUCCUGCCACAAGUCACUCUGUCCACUGCACCUGUGAGUGUCCAAGUCUUUUGUUCUGUCUUUUUUUUCUUUUCCUGUCACUAAGCUAAGCUAUAGGCCUAAUAAACUUAGGGCUGCAACAGCAUUAUAACAUGUGCACUUCCUUUCUGCUAUGUUAUGUUAAACCUGCCAGCCAGCUAAAGCCCAUCAGGCCAGGCCACAUACUCUUCUCUCCCACCCUUUACAGAUGCAGACACCAACAGGUGUCCAUGGGGUUCAAGAGACCAGUUAGAGGGUAGUUAUGGAGAAAGCUUCCCCAGGGGCUGUUUCUUCACCACUGUCUGCUGAGUUCCAGUUCUUAUGCAGAGCCUUUGCCAUAGUCUCUGAGUACCUGUGAACUGUACCACGCCCUGCAAGCAAAGACAGAGACUGAAACAGCUCCUCAUACUAAGACUAAGCUGGCUGAAGCCCUACACUUCAGUGGGGCUGCUAUGGAGGUCCAACCCCUCUCAAGUGUAACAGGUUGUUCUCACCAUUCACAUGGAGGCAUGAGUCCUACUGAACUUUUGGCCUCAAAGGGCGUGUUUACACAUGCAUUAAGAUUCUUUUUCUAAUGCACAUUAAAUGUAGUACCUCCAAUAUGAGGUACUAAAUAAUGUGCAUUAAGCUGCAUUAAUGCACAGUAAUGAAUGCACAUGAUUUUUAAGAGACAUUUAAUGCACAGUAGCCUAUUUUACUGUGCAUUAGUGUAAUUCCACAUUUUUUUUAUGUGAUGCUUUGAGCAGUAAAGUAGCCUACUGCACAUUAAAGUACACAUGCAUACAUGCCCAAUGGCUCCUAGUGUCAGUGACUUCCUCAGGCUCAUUACAAAUCAUGUACAGAGUAGGUGUCUGAGCUGUUGCUGUGGGACCUUUCAGCUUAACUGAAUGUCCCAUUCUUCCUAUAGCCUUGGUAGUGGGCAGGAGCAGCCUGCAGUCUGCCUUCUCUCAACUCUUUAUUCUACAUACGUCUUGUCUCCUCUCAUCUGUGCUCUGAAUCACACCUCCAACUCUGCGUCAUCUCCUUACGAGCAGGGAAAGUCUAUGCUGCACCCAGUCUCCAGGCCAGGACGUACCGUUGAUCCACAGAAUAGUCUUAUAAUACAAAUUCCUCCAUAGCUGCUCAUUUUGCAUUCUAGCAUCUUAUUAGCUGCGCAAGGAGCAGAUGCUGGCUGAGUGGAUAUAGUGCUGUCCAGAUCUCUUUCCUAAGUGGCUGCAUUUAAUGUAGAUGCUAGCAUGUGUAGUUCGCAGUACUUCUAAUGCAAUUUGAGUGUAUUCAUCCACACCAGAGUCCACUCACCUUCAUGUUGCCCAUUGUCCUGCCUGGAGAGGGCCCUUUACAAGUCUGCAUAGGUGUGACUGACUUCUGCUUUUAUCACUUUUAGAUGUUGCCGUUUUCUUAUUACCCUUUCUCUAGGUCAUUUAUGACAACAUAGCCCCUAGCCAGAGACCUUUGUAGCCAUGGUGACAAAUGCUUAUUCAUUGCUAUGCUGUUUCUUGACUCCUAGCUAGCUCUGCCUUGCACCCCGUGGCUUCUCACCAUUGCCUUAGUCACUACCAGAGGCUUAGUGCCUCUGGUAACAGCCUUUGUCAAAGGAUUUCUGAAAGUGCAAGUAGCUGCACUGUUUUUGAUUUUCUCUGGGAAAGUUCAUAUAUAUCUACCCCAUUGCUGUAGCCACUUCUGUUUGGAUUGGCAACCUAGACCUGUGUUUUGUUGUUUGAUUAUGGUCUUUCUACACUUAAUCAAUAAACUAAUUGAAAUUGGUCA